This is a messenger RNA of Quercus lobata, 477 nucleotides long. Its product is annotated as LOB domain-containing protein 24-like. NCBI's taxonomy places the organism in Eukaryota, Viridiplantae, Streptophyta, Magnoliopsida, Fagales, Fagaceae. The record is from RefSeq and is a predicted model, not a curated record. The transcript is spliced from 2 exons. Bases 1 to 477 code for a protein of 158 amino acids.
AUGAUCUCUGGUCGUUGUGCAGCUUGCAAGUAUUUGAGAAGAAGAUGCCCUUCGGAUUGCAUUUUCUCUCCUUAUUUUCCUCCAAAUGAUCCUCAAAGAUUUUCUUGCGUUCACAGAAUCUAUGGUGCUAGCAAUGUCGGAAAGAUGCUCCAGCAACUCCCAUCCCAUCUCCGAUCUCAAGCAGCGGAUACUUUGUAUUUUGAGGCACAAUAUCGACUUCAUGACCCCGUUUAUGGCUGUGUUGGUAUUAUCUCUCAAUUACAUCAACAAAUAAACAGUGCAGAAAGCCAGGUAGCUAAAAUCCAAGCUGAGAUUGCCUUCCUCAAUUCUAAUGCACAAGAAGUCGAAGAACCCCAAGUUGAUCCGCAUAUUGAAGCCAAUUCCAUCUUCAUCAACAAUUUAUUGCCAGAACAAAUCAAUACUCUUGACCUGUCGCCCUAUGGCCUUCCUUCCACUCAAAAAUCUUGGUUUAAUUAG